AUCUACAAGUAUUUCGCUAUAUGAGGUGUACGCGAACACAUCUUAUAACAGAUUUGUGCAAUAUUGAGCGCUCGCUUUGAAUAAAACUUGCAUUAAACUACAAGAAACUAUUCCAUAAGAAAUUGUCGAUAUUCUCGUUUGUUUAAAAUGUUUUUCUACGAACUCUUCGGAUUUUCGUUCAUUCUAUUUGUUACCUUUAAAUAUCGGCAUCCAGUCCAAUAUUAUGCAAAGUUUACAUUUUACAUUUUGACAGCUUCAGCUGCUUCUGCUAUCCUACCAUAUGUAGGACUUUUUCGGUACCCAAUACGAGAUUAUAGAAAUGGAAUGCUACCCGCAUGGAGUUUCCGAAUGAUUGUCCAGUUGUUGGGAUUAGAAUACGAGGUAAGAGGACUUGAAAAUGUUGAUAAGAACGAGGGUGGUGUGGUGGUCGUUGCACCACAUCAGAGUAUUUUAGAUUUAUCAGUUGAUGCUUACUUAUGGCCUUUGAUCGGUCGACCGAUUGGUGUAACCAAAAACAUUGUGCUGUAUGUAUUUCCAUUUGGUAUCGGGAUGUGGAUAUGCGGUUCUCUGUUCAUUGAUCGAAAAAACAGACAAAACGCUGUGAAACAAUUGCAUGCACAAACCGAAGCAAUUCAAAGUCGAAGAAACAAAAUUGUUAUUUUCCCGGAGGGCACUCGAGCGCAACAGAACAAAAUAAUGCCGUUUAAAAAGGGAGCCUUUCAUCUGGCAAUCGACAGUCAGAGUAUGAUACAACCGGUGGUUGUCUCAAACUAUCACUUUCUGAGCAGUGCAGAGAAACGCUUUCAGAAAGGAAAAAUUAUUAUCUCGAUCUUACCAGCCAUGUCCUGCAAGGGGAUGACAAAAGAUGACGUUAAUAUUGUAUUGGAACGAACGAAACGACUGAUGGACAUUGAUUUUGAGAAAAUAAGCAACGAAACAAAGCCCCAAUUUCAUUCUUAGUUUAUGUGAGGGUGCUUGGUUAUGGAGAUUAAGUGCAGGAAUUUCAUUUAAAAUUAAUCGGUCUUUGAUGAAGGUCGGGUGAUUGUGUUUUAAACUGUAACAAAUUGAAAUAAAAUUGAGAAGUCACAUGAAGUCGUUAGCAAUUCCCAGCUGACUUUUUCGCCAUCAAUUGUAUCAUAGACUCAAGUCAUCAUUCCAGAACAAUUUGGACACCUUGA
Molecule: messenger RNA, 1178 nt
Organism: Bradysia coprophila
Lineage: Eukaryota; Metazoa; Arthropoda; Insecta; Diptera; Sciaridae
Product: 1-acyl-sn-glycerol-3-phosphate acyltransferase alpha-like
Biological process (GO): phosphatidic acid biosynthetic process
Cellular component (GO): endoplasmic reticulum
Molecular function (GO): 1-acylglycerol-3-phosphate O-acyltransferase activity
Source: RefSeq, a predicted model, not a curated record